Paraglomus brasilianum is the source of this 1581-nucleotide messenger RNA. The record is from the annotation of a GenBank genome assembly. Lineage: Eukaryota; Fungi; Glomeromycota; Glomeromycetes; Paraglomerales; Paraglomeraceae.
AUGAACCCAUUAUUCUUAUUAGUAUUGUGUAUAUUCUCGAUACUAUUCCCAGUAAACGGAUGGGAUGUUGAUGAUUUUGAGAGUCUGUUUGAUGAUAUCAGAAAUACAAACAUUCUUGCCAAUAAUUUUACUGCCAAAGACCAUCUCGUUGGCAGCUUGCCUUACGCCGAGAACGAACCCCCUAUUAAAGAGAGUUAUGCUGGGUACAUCAAAGUGAGGACAUUUGACAAGGGUCAAACACAAGAAGAUGCAGGAUUAUUCUAUUGGUUCUUCCCCGCACAAGAACCAGAAACAGCUAACCCACCUUUAAUAAUCUGGUUACAAGGUGGUCCAGGUUCUAGUUCAAUGAUUGGACUUUUUUACGAGAUGGGUCCAUUACGAGUGACGCCCAAUCUGACCUUAACAAGACAUAAACAUACAUGGAACAAAAAAUACAGCAUGCUAUUCAUCGAUCAGCCAGUAGGAACCGGGUGGUCGUACGUUGGUCAGGAUCAACAUGGAAAUGGAGAAGAGAACGAACAAACAGAAUUGAAUAAUGAAGAUACCAUUGGAUUGGACAAGAAGGAUGAAAUGAGCCCACAAAAAAUAGUAGGAAUGAGAGGGGGAAACUGUGCGACACAGAGCAAAACGGGACAUGGUGGUUAUGUUAACGGCUACGUAACUAAUCAAAAAAGUCUUGCCAAAGACUUGUUGGUAUUUCUGGAUGAAUUUUACUCUAAAUAUCCUGAACAGAGGAAGGCAGACCUGUACAUUACCGGCGAAAGCUAUGCCGGAAAGUAUGUCCCUUCAUUUGCCCAUGCCAUUCAUUUGUAUAAUAAAAAGAUGAGACGAGAUGGAUUGUUCGAUAAGGUAUUUCCUCUUGUUGGAAUAGCUGUGGGUAAUGGCCUCACUGAUCCUGAAUCACAGGUCAAAGUACACGGACAGCAUGCAUUUCAGCUAGGCCUUAUCUCGCGUGAAGACUCCUACGUACUGUUUCGCUACGCUGCCCAAACAAUAGCCCAAAUAAGACGACGCGAUUUCAUAGGAGCAGUGAAUACGCGCAAUAGCCUCUUCCAAUAUUUUGCCAACGUUACCGGACACGUCAAUAUUUACGAUGUUCGCAAACUCGAUGUACAGAAUGAUUGGAGUCUAAUGGAAACUAUCAUGAAGUCGAAUGAUAUGAAGCAAGCGUUGAACGUGGGCUAUAGGACCUUUUUUAAGGAUACUCAUGUUAUUCAGCUUUUACAGGCAAGUCGUGUUGGCGAGAAAAUUUUCGGUGACAUAAUGAAAUCGGCUGCGCAACUGUUUCCCACGUUAAUUAAACACUACAAAGUACUUUUAUAUCAAGGGAACAUGGACUUUCGCGAUGGGGUCAGUGGGAACACGGAAUGGCUGUAUAAUUUGAAAUUUGAUGGUGCAAAAGAGUUUAGAAAGAAACCACGAAAGAUUUGGAGACUGAACGGUCAUGUCGUGGGAUACGUUGUCAAUCACAUGAACUUAACAAGAGCUGUAAUAUUAGAUGCAGGACAUCUAGUGCCCAAGGAUCAACCGAUCUCUGCACUAGAUAUGAUCAGUCGAUUCAUCGAGAACAAGGAAUUUUAA